CCAAACGCAGCCAAAAAUGGACCGCGUUCCAUAUUUUGCGAAGCGUCUGUAGUCCUAAGUGAACUACGUUCGUAUCUGAGCGACGUCGCGACCAUUGCGGUGACGAUAAUCUAUCUAGUGGCGCGUCAAUAGCGUAUAUCAUUCCUUAUCGCUUUUGUACGCGUAGUACUCAGAAACACUGCGGCACACAGAGCCACUGUGAGUAGUGUCAAAAUGGCGGCGUGCGAAGGUUCUGCGAGUGCAAAUCCGAAUUGCGAGGUGGUGCGCGGACAAACAUUCGAGGUCGGUCCGCGCUACACAAAUCUGUCAUACAUGGGCGAAGGCGCCUACGGCAUGGUCGUGUCUGCCUAUGAUAAUGUAACCAAAACAAAAGUAGCUAUUAAAAAAAUUUCUCCGUUCGAACAUCAAACAUAUAGCCAGAGAACUUUAAGAGAAAUAAAAAUUCUUACGAGGUUUAAACACGAGAAUAUAAUAGAUAUAAGGGAUAUACUAAGAGCGCCUACUAUAGAGCAAAUGAAAGACGUAUAUAUCGUUCAAUGUUUAAUGGAAACUGAUCUCUACAAAUUAUUGAAGACUCAGGCUAUUAGUAACGAUCACAUAUGUUACUUUCUGUAUCAAAUAUUACGAGGGUUGAAAUACAUACACUCGGCAAAUGUGCUACAUAGAGAUUUGAAACCCAGUAAUUUAUUAUUGAAUACCACUUGUGACCUUAAGAUCUGCGACUUUGGUUUAGCGAGAGUCGCAGACCCCGAGCACAAUCAUGCGGGUUUUCUUACGGAAUAUGUGGCAACAAGAUGGUACAGAGCUCCAGAAAUUAUGCUUAAUUCUAAGGGCUACACUAAGUCCAUAGACAUUUGGUCGGUUGGUUGCAUCUUAGCGGAAAUGCUCUCGAGACGAGCGAUAUUCCCCGGCAAGCAUUAUCUAGACCAAUUAAAUCAUAUUCUCGGUGUUCUUGGCUCACCUUCUCCGGAGGAUCUCGAAUGUAUUAUAAAUGAAAAAGCACGUAAUUACCUACAAUCUUUGCCUUAUAAGCCAAAAGUACCGUGGACAAGUCUAUUUCCUAAUGCUGAUCCGAGAGCUUUGGACCUUUUAGAUAAAAUGCUGACAUUUAAUCCCAAUAAACGCAUCAUAGUGGAAGAUGCACUUGCGCAUCCUUAUUUGGAGCAAUAUUACGAUCCUGCCGAUGAGCCUGUGGCGGAGGAACCGUUUAAAUUUGACAUGGAGUUAGAUGAUCUUCCGAAAGAAGUAUUGAAACAAUAUAUUUUUGAUGAGACCAUACUGUUCCAAAAUCGUCAAGAAAACACUAUGUAGUCAACUGAUAAUUAUUAAUACGCCUCUGUUAAUUCUUGUUAUUCGACGAUGUGUCAAUAAUUAAAUCCUGUUUCUUUGUUUUCUUUAUCAGGCAUAUCGUUGUCGAAAUUGCGAUAGUAAAUAUGCGUGAUAAGCAAAAUGCUAAAAAGAGAUAAAAAUAGAAAAAAAGAAAACUACGACAGAAUAAGCAAAACAGCGAAAUCGAUGUAAAGAAAAACAUUUCAGCGAUCGUUUCAUCACUCUAAUAAUUCUUAAGCCCCUGGAGAAACAAAAGUAUGCUAGGAUAUCGACAAAAAAUUAGUUAAGCGAAGUUAAUGAACGAUUAAUCAGUUGAUUAAUUGGACGAAAAAAACGACCGCAGUGACCGCGUAUAUGUUUGUACACUCGCAUAUUCUUACUGAAAA
Messenger RNA from Dinoponera quadriceps, 1715 nucleotides. It is a transcript of the gene rl, whose product is annotated as mitogen-activated protein kinase 1. The transcript has 7 exons. Gene Ontology annotation, cellular component: nucleus; cytoplasm. Gene Ontology annotation, molecular function: ATP binding; MAP kinase activity. Lineage: Eukaryota; Metazoa; Arthropoda; Insecta; Hymenoptera; Formicidae. Gene Ontology annotation, biological process: intracellular signal transduction; protein phosphorylation. The record is from RefSeq and is a predicted model, not a curated record. The coding region runs from base 214 to 1311 and encodes 365 amino acids.